Messenger RNA from Penaeus vannamei (Pacific white shrimp), 1411 nucleotides. NCBI's taxonomy places the organism in Eukaryota, Metazoa, Arthropoda, Malacostraca, Decapoda, Penaeidae. The record is from RefSeq and is a predicted model, not a curated record.
AUUAUCAUAGAUAUGUUGACACAUUUCCUUUGUUUGAAUCUCGGCUACAGGUACAGCAAUUGCUACGAUUUCAAGCCUCCGUGAUGAUCGUCUACGUCGACGCCUCUGGUUCUCGACACGCCUUCGAGGUCAACGCUUCGGACACGAUCGAUGACCUUCUGCGGAUGUUGGUUUCGAAGGGGAUAUGUGACGAUUCGGACAGUCUGCAUAAGAGUGGCAGGAUACUGGACGAUGAGAAGACCAUCUCCCAAAAUGGGAUAAGGGAAGGAGAUACAGUGGGGAUCAAACUUUGUGAAAUGGCCGCUGCCGUCCACGUAUCCCUUCUCUCUGUGGCGACCGACUCGGGAAAUGUUACCAAGAUGGUCGUCGACGAGGAGAGCUCCGUGCGCGAGGUGAGGGACGUGGCGGCGAGGGAUGCGGGCGUGAGCGCGAGCAAGCUGCAGCUCAUUGCAGGAGGCGUCGAGAUGCAGGAGGACCGGAGGCUGAAGGACUAUGACAUCACUGGCGACGCUGUGGUGUGGAUGGAGGUCGAGGGAAAGAGGAAGGGACGCGCAGGAGGGAGCGGAGCCAGCCACAGCGGCGAGACUGGCUGUUGUGGCGCCUGUUUAGUUCUGUAAUGUCAUACUGGACAGUUUCUAGUGCUGAAAAUAUUGGUUGCAUUAUGAACAGUACUUCACACACAAUCACAAAUACGCGAAAACACACACACACACACACGCACAUAAAUCCUCGCAUUCUGCGUAAGACACACAGUGCAGAUGACUAAACCAACUAUAAUACCUGACGCAAUGAUAAUGAUGAAUAAUAUCCCUCCUUGACCAGGACUCAAAUUUCUGAAACUAUUCUCGGUUUCACCUACCUUAUAAUUUGUGAAUAUUAACUUAUGUUGAUAUUUCAAAAACAUAUGGAUUGUUUUCUGAUUUUAUCAUUUAUAUACAUACAUACAUACAUACAUACAUACAUACAUACAUACAUAUAUAUAUAUAUAUAUAUAUAUAUAUAUAUAUAUAUAUAUAAUAUUGCAUAAUGGGGAAAAUAAAAUAAUGAUUAAUUAGUAAAAGGGCUAACUCACUAAGCUACUGUAACGAGGCAGUUCUUGCCGUAGCGAUCGUACCCCCCCCCCCCACCGUCUUGAGGCCUACCAUCGUUCCUUGGGAAGAUUCCCUCGGCCACUCCUCCACCGCCAUAGGCCUGGGCAAGACCUCUCUGCCAUUUUGAUGUUUUUGUGCCAUUUUUUUUUUUUAUUGGUUUGUAUCUAUUUCUUUGUUAGGUUCAGGGCGAUACAUUAAGAUAUAUUAAUGUAUUGCUUAGGUAUGAUUUCUUUUAUUUUGUUUGAUUUUGUGUGUUUCGUCUGUUUUGUUUUGAUGACUUUGGUGCCGGAAGAAAUAAUAAAUAAAUUGUAAUUAAUGAG